This is a messenger RNA of Didymodactylos carnosus, 2646 nucleotides long. Lineage: Eukaryota; Metazoa; Rotifera; Eurotatoria; Philodinida; Philodinidae. The record is from the annotation of a GenBank genome assembly.
UUGUGAAAAGUUCUGCUCAAGUCUUGGCUAUUGAACAGCGAAAACCGCAGGUCUCUAUCUCAUUCCUAUCAAAAGUUAUUCAAAAAGCAACCGAGUGCCAACCAUUUUGAAACGGAGAGUAGUUGCUUUAGUUUUGUUACGUUCUGGACUCAGUGUUCUCUCCCUGUUGAAUUGAUGAGAUAAAAAAAGGUGUUGUCCUGUGGUGCUGCGUUAUCGGUCAUAGAUUCUGCUAAGGUCUAAGGGAUUUAAAUGGUAUCUAAAAUGUUUCUAAAGGACGUUUCAUUCGAUCAGCUUUUCAAUCUGCCCGCAGGGUAGUUGGUGCCUUUUCAUUAUUAUACUGUUAAAACUUUUCUAUAGGUUUUCGAUCAUGAGGAAUCUGAUGGGCAUGUGCAGGGAUUCAAAACGAACACUGAAAAAGUUCGUUUUUUUCGUGUAGGGUUUUUAGAAAACUAGAUGGAAAAAUAUGUUUUGAAGACGUUGAAUUUACUACAUUUGAAAGAACAUCCUGGGGCUAGCAAACAAUGCACUUUUCUAGAAAUGGAUAUUUCUGAAGAAAAUCGACUUUUUAAAUGGAAAGGGAGGGCUGAGACUACCGCUGCGUUAUCUUAUGAGGAUUUUGUCACCAAUACUAGUAAAGAGAUGUGACAUUUCUUUCUCACCUACCUGUUUCCAGUAUACGAGAGUUAAAAUAAACAUUCGGUAUCAUAAUUAUUACUGCAUUUACGCACGUCACGUCUAUAAUCCUACGCGUUUGAUUAAGACUUACUUCUGUUUUUACAAUCGUUGAAACAAUGUGUUUUAAUAAAUGAAUCUGUUUAAUACGCAGACUCUCUUUUUCUUGUUUUUUAGGUGAAAGGUGUAUAUAUGAACUCAAAAAUUCUAUGUGAAAAAAUUUGGCAAGAUGUUAAAGUUUUAUCGCGAAUCGAUGAUUUGUUACCAAUUACCAUUUAUAGUCGUUUGGAUGCUGUGAAUAAUUCAACUGCAACCAUUAAUAAUAGUACAUCCGAUAAUUCAUUAUUUAUUUGGUAUCAAUUAUUUUUUCAAGCUAUCAUCCAACUACAACAAAAUGAACCGAAAAAAUCAACAACAAAAACAACGACUAUGGACGAACUAUUGAACGUCUGUAAGGAAUAUUAUCGUGGAAACUCUACUGAACGAAAACUAAUUGAUGAAUUUUCUGACGAUUACAUGGCGUCAAAUGUUUUGUGGUGGUGGACAAGAGAAACAUUUUUAAGUCGUGUAUUCACAAAAUCAUUACUGACACUGAAUAUUGACCUUCUCUAUCUAUAUCAAUUUCUAAUAAAUGACAUGCAAAACCAAAUGUUGAAACAGUACCAAUUGCAAUUUUUAAAUAAUCAAAAUACUACUAAACAAAAAAACAUUAAUACACUGGAUCAAACGUAUUAUCGUGGACAAGCUGUAUCAAAUGAAAAAUUAACAAAAAUUAAAGGAAGUGUCGGUGAAUUAUUAUCGAUCAAUAAUUAUUUGCCGACAACAAAACAUCGUUCUCGAGCAUUAAAUACGGUUAAAAAAGGGUUACAACCAACAACUAGUCAACAUCGAGUGUUUUUUGAAAUUAAAGUUGAUCCGUCAUCACAACGUUCAUCUUCGUCAACUAUAAAAAAACCCUAUUGUGAUAUCUCUCAGUUAGCGCAUCCAAGUAAAGAUGAUAAUGAAAUAUUAUUUUCAUGUGGCACCAUAUUUCGUAUUAAUUCAAUUGAUUAUGAUUAUGAUAAUGAGUUGUGGAUAAUCAAAUUAACCUAUUAUGAUGAAAAAUCAAAUUCUGAUUUUUCACAAUUAUUCACCUAUAUGCAAGAUGAAUUAACAAAGUAUAAAACUAAGAAAUUAUCAUAUUUUGUAACAUUAGGUAAUUUGUCACGAAAAAUAUGUUCACCAUCAUCAACGAAUGAACAUACAGCAGAAAAAUAUUAUAAACGUUUACUAUCAGAAACAUCAACUGGCGAUAAUUUAACAAUAGCAGAAUGUUACAGAGGAUUGGGAUUAAUUGAAUAUGGUAAAAAUGAGAAUGAAACAGCUCUAAACCAUUUUGAAAAAGCUCUCGAUUUACUGCCAAAAUCUCAUACAGAUCGUGCCACAUUAUUCAAUAGUAUUGGAUUAAUACACUCAAAAGAAGCUAAGUAUGAUUUAGCGCUAACUAAUUUCAAAAAAGCCCUCGAGAUUUUAGUGAAAAAUGGUAAUUCAUCUUCCGAUGCCGAUAUAGCCUCGUCGUAUAAUAAUAUUGCUUUGACACAUUAUAACAAGGGUGAAGUGGACGCGGAAUUGAAAAAUUAUCAAAAAGCUUUAGAUAUACGUUCAAAGAUAUUACCCGCUAAUCAUCCAGACAUCGCCACAUUGUAUAGUAACAUCGGUACUGCUUAUUCAGAUAAAAAUGACUAUAAACAGGCGCUCGAUAAUUUAAGAUUGGCAUUAAAUAUAAGAACGAAAACAUUACCACCAAAUCAUUAUGAUAUAGCAGCAAAUUAUAAUAAUAUUGGUACAGUUAAUUCCCGAAAUGGUGAAUAUCAAAUUGCUCUCGAGUAUUUUUACAAAGCAUUGGACAUAUUUAAACUAACAUUACCAAAGACACAUCCGUCAAUUAAACAAACAGAACAAAAUAUUAAAAUUGUCAAUGACAAAAUAAGGUAA